GCUUCGCUCCCAGCAGAGACCAAGGUGUACGUGGGCAACCUGGGCACGGGCGCGGGCAAAGGCGAGCUGGAGAGAGCCUUCAGCUACUACGGGCCCCUGAGAACUGUGUGGAUCGCGAGGAACCCGCCGGGGUUUGCGUUCGUGGAGUUUGAAGACCCGAGGGAUGCUGAAGAUGCUGUGCUUGGUCUCGAUGGGAAGAUAAUAUGUGGCUCCAGGGUUAGAGUGGAAGUGUCAACAGGCAUGCCUCGUCGCUCCCGUUACGACAGGCCUCCUGCACGGCGCCCCUUUGACCCUAAUGAUAGAUGCUAUGAGUGUGGUGAGAAAGGCCACUAUGCUUAUGAUUGUCACCGCUAUAGUCGCCGAAGAAGGAGCAGGUCCCGGUCUAGAUCCCGUUCACGGUCCCGAGGGAGAAGGUAUUCUCGGUCACGCAGUCGGAGUCGUGGUAGGAGAUCAAGGUCAGCUUCCUACCGCAGGUCCAGGUCAAUCUCUCCUCGUAGGUAUAGAUCAUUUUCACCCCGCAGAUCUCGGUCUGGUUCUUUAAGGAGAUCAAGAUCUAGGUCCAGAUCACGCUCAAGGUCCCGGUCUGUUGUAUGGCCUCGAAGCAGGUCUGGGUCCCAUGGUAGAUCUAAAUCUGGCUUACCUGCUAAAAGUCGCUCGAAGUCCAGAUCACCAUCUCCAAAGAGAAGUCACUCACCAUCGGGAAGCCCUUGAAGGAGUGCAAGUCCUGGAAGAAUGGAUUCAAAUUUAAAAAGUUUAAGAAGAAAAUUUAUUUUGUUUACACUGUUAUAAGGGAUUUUGUGGUGUCUUUAUAAAUGUAAGGGCUUAGUCCUAGAAGGUUGUUUCUAUUGACUAACAAUUGGCAUGAACCUGGGUCUUUUAAAAGUCUUAUUAGUAGACUAAUGCAAAACUGUUUUGUUGUGUUAAUGUUCUGUGAUCUGGAAAUGUGCUUUUUUUUUUUUUUAAUUGGAGCCUUGAAAUAAACUGUGCAUUUCUAACUAAGAAAUAUUUUGUGAU
Pelecanus crispus (Dalmatian pelican) is the source of this 1014-nucleotide messenger RNA. NCBI's taxonomy places the organism in Eukaryota, Metazoa, Chordata, Aves, Pelecaniformes, Pelecanidae. The record is from RefSeq and is a predicted model, not a curated record.